This is a messenger RNA of Wallemia mellicola CBS 633.66, 1144 nucleotides long. RefSeq lists its product as hypothetical. The transcript has 3 exons. The record is from RefSeq and is a predicted model, not a curated record. Bases 13 to 1074 code for a protein of 353 amino acids. NCBI's taxonomy places the organism in Eukaryota, Fungi, Basidiomycota, Wallemiomycetes, Wallemiales, Wallemiaceae.
AACGAACUGUCAAUGACUGAACUGCUUGACAAUACGAGGGCUAAUUUGCCACAUGAGUUGACAUCGGCUAAUGAAUUAUUAGCAUAUCAUAUAUAUGCUCUACUUAGACGUCAGAAAGCCUACGCUGGUAUUCAUUUCGAAAACGUCGACGAGGAUGAUGGCGAAGGUGGCGAAGACGAAGUUUGCUAUUGUCUCAGCGUGGAUAACCCUCCUAAGGAAAUACGUGUUGUUAGUCUUGGUGGUAUAUCGAGAUCUGUCGUUUGUGUAGAUAACAGUGGAGUCGAUAAUGACAUUAGAACUGUCGUCGUGCAUCUCGACAAAUACUUUAAUGUUGGUGCAUUCCCCGUCAAACGUCAGACACUUUAUAGGGCAUUUAGAAGCACAGACAGUGGUGAACAAGAAAAUAGACUUUCAGCAUUAGCACAUGACCUUGAAGUUGCAUUGUUUAGAGACAACGAUUUGUCUUACAUUACAGAACCAGCUGAUAAGUACGAUAUUGGAACUACAACCCAUGUACCUGACAACGGUCGGGAAAAAGACAAGAACGAAAGUGUAUCAUCCCUGCUCCAAUCUCAACGUUCUUCCCACGCCAUAGCUACUCCUCAACCUAGGAAAUCAAGUCAGGAGAAGAAAGACCGUAAUUUUGAGCAAGUUAGCAGAGAUGCACAAGCUAAUAUACCUUCACCACCUGCAUCCCAGGAUUUGGCACCUAAUAUUGGUGGAUCAGAUCUAGAUCCUUUCCAGUCGUUCAAUAAUCCACCUUCAGGUAUAGGACUUGGUAAUUUGCGUCAGCCAGGGACACUAGGUGGGCCUAGUCGACCAUCAGGUGGAGGUAUGCAUCCUACACCGGAAGAGCUCUUCGCACACCCUCCAGAGGCACGUUAUGAUCCCAUAGGACCAGUUUUCGGGCCAGGUGGCAGUAUGGGUGUACAGCCACCUUUCAAUGAUCCUACUAAGCGCUCAAGAGGUCCAUCGGGUGGAUUUGGUGGGGUUUCUUUCGGUGGUGAUCCAGAUUUUGAUGAACCUAUGCCUCCAGGUAGCCUAACACACAAUAAGUCUAAUAUGUUCAUUUGAUUAGUUAACGAAUUUACGACUUUUUGAUAUCAUUUACUUUUGCUCGCAUAUCAGAUAUUCAUAAAUGCAU